This is a messenger RNA of Physcomitrium patens, 5657 nucleotides long. NCBI's taxonomy places the organism in Eukaryota, Viridiplantae, Streptophyta, Bryopsida, Funariales, Funariaceae. The record is from RefSeq and is a predicted model, not a curated record.
CUUAAGGAAGACGGACUGACCGUGGCUAUGGCGCCCUCGUUGUUGCAUUAGACCGCAUCCUUUGCGGCAUUUUGCAGUGCGGGUCUCCUCGGAGUACCUUGACAGCUUCUGCAAGCUCGCUCGCGUACUGGUAGAGUUUCUAAAAUAAAAAUUACAGUAUAUUUGCUGUGCGUUCAUACCGUGAAGAAAUUCGUCCGAAAAAGCUUAUUUCAGUUGGAUGCGGGUACUUGCAACUUGGAGGAGAGGAGAGGAGACGACGCUGAGAUCGGGGUCCGCACGACGGUGCUCUUGCAUUGAAUGAGUUGGUGCUGUUGAUCCUAGUUUGGUUGGAAGUGCUUUCGUCGAGAGUUCAGCUGGUUCUAGGGGUUGGCAUUGGAGUUGGACCAAGUUAGGGCACCGGGGUAGAGCCAUUAGAACGAGCGUGAAGGAUCGUUUCGCUUGAGUGACUGCUUUGGAAGCGGAGGUGUGGUGCCAGGGUUUUGAAGGGAAUGUGAAAGUGCAUGGCGUUGCUAGCUUUCUGAGGAAUUGAAUGUGGCAAUGAGCCGAUCUAUUGGAACCCCAGGCCUGGAGAUGGAAGGCGAGGGGAGAGAGCAAGCGAGGAGAAGCAGAGUGUCUCUGGCGUGCAUGGUGAAUUAUGAGGUCAGUGCUGUGCUGGCCGUGAUGCGUCGCAAUGCACGAUGGGCGGGUCGGUUUUCUGCAAGCGAUGAUCAGCUGGAACAUCCACUCAUCAGGUCUUUGAAGGGGCUUCGACGACUUGUGUUUACUUGGCGGCAGCCGUGGCCAUCCAUCGAUCCUUGUCUGUACCUCUCUCCCUUCCUGGAUGUAAUACGGUCGGAUGAGACCGGGGCACAGAUUACGGGUGUGGCACUCUCUGCAGUGUACAAGAUGGUUCACUUGAAUUUUUUUGAUUUAAACACGGCUCACGUGGACAUCGCAAUGCACACGGUUGUGGAUUCUGUAACGAGUUGUCGGUUUGAAGUCACCGACCCGGCUUCAGAGGAGGUUGUGUUAAUGAAGAUUUUGCAGGUAUUAUUAGCCUGCAUGAAAAGCGAGGCCGGGGCGUUGUUGAGUGAUCGUGAUGUUUGCAACAUUGUGAACACCACUUUCCGGGUGGUUCAUCAAGCUGGCAGCAAGGGGGAGCUCUUGCAGCGUACAGCUCGCUUCACAAUGCAUGAGCUUGUCCGAGCUGUCUUUUCUCAUUUGCCUACCCUUAAACCAACGAACCUGACGAUUGGUGUUACUCCCCUCAGCACGGAAAUUAGCUCCAAUCCUGGAAAUGUCGCUGACCAGUCUGGAUCAGAAGAGGGAAAUAGCUUCAGUGGUCCAGUACAGACAGAUGAAAACCCUUUCAGGGACGGUAGUUUGGACGUUGCAGACGCUGGACGAGCUUUGAAGAUCAGUGAUAAAUCCUCCGAAGAGGAUACCAUUGUACUUCCUCCUCUGGAUGGAAAGGAUGGAGGCGGUCAUGCUGCCAUUGGGACCGUCGGUAGCGCUGAGGAUUCCAAUUUUGCAGCUUAUGGUGUUCCAUGCAUGGUCGAGAUUUUCAGUUUCUUAUGCUCGCUUCUUAAUAUCGCGGAUCCCCAAGGCCUUGGCCAGCUUGUAUUAGCCAGUGAUGAGGAUUCUCCACAAUUUGCCCUGAUGCUGAUUAAUUCCGCACUUGAGCUGGGAGGCGAGGCCUUCAGGAACCACCCUAAGUUAUUAGCCCUUAUCCAGGAUGAACUCUUCAGGAAUUUGAUGGAGAUUGGACUUUCGCAGAACCCAUUAGUGCUGUCGUUGGUUUUUGGAGUCGUUUUAAACCUGUACCAUCAUCUCCGGGUGCUAAUGAAGCUUCAGUUAGAGGCUUUCUUCUCCUUCGUUUUGAUCCGUCUUGCAUCAGGCAAGUAUGGGGCUACGUACCAGCAGCAAGAAGUUGCUCUGGAGGCUCUUGUUGACUUUUGCAGGCAGCCUACAUUCAUGCCUGAAAUGUAUGCUAAUUUUGACUGUGAUACCUCCCUAAGCAACACAUUCGAAGAUCUAGUAAAUCUGCUUUCAAAGAAUGCCUUUCCGGUGAACUGCCCCCUAUCAGCUAUGCAUGUACUAGCACUAGAAGGUUUGCUUGCCGUGGCACAAAGUAUGGCAGACAGGGUUGAUACUGCAGUUCCUGCAUUUGCAUCAAGUACUUCGCCAAGUAACCUGGCUGGUGAUAACCCGGAAUAUGUUCCAUUCUGGACAUUGAAAUGUGAAAAUUAUGAUGAUCCCUUGAGUUGGGUUCAAUUUGUGAAACAUCAAAAAUACAUUAAAGGCCGGCUUAUGGUGGGUGCUGAUCACUUCAAUCGAGAUCCUAAGAAGGGCCUUGAGUUUUUACAAGGGAUGCAAUUGCUUCCUUCUGAGCCAGACCCUAAAAGCUUGGCUUGUUUCAUCAGGUAUUGCACAGGAUUAAACAAGAGCGUAAUUGGAGAUUAUCUUGGAAACCCUGAUGAGUUUUGUCUCCGAGUCUUAGAUGAAUUUGCCCAAACUUUUGAUUUCAGUAACAUGGGUAUAGAUGCGGCUUUGCGUGUUUUCUUGGAGGGUUUUCGAUUGCCCGGUGAAGCACAGAAGAUCCAUAGAAUAGUGGAAGCCUUUGCGGAUAGGUAUUAUCAGCAAUCCAAGGGUAUUCUUGCCAGCAAGGAUGCGGCUUUUGUUCUAUCUUACUCAGUCAUCAUGUUGAACACCGAUCAACAUAACAAGCAGGUUCGGAAGAAAAUGACAGAGGACGAUUUUAUUAAGAAUUUGCGAAAGAUUAAUGACGGACAGGACUUGCCACGAUCUAUGCUGUCUGAAUUGUAUCACUCAAUUGUGCGAGAUGAAAUUCGCAUUUCAUAUGAUAGUGGGGCUGGUGUUGCGGAAAUGACUCACAGUCGGUGGAUCGAUCUGAUUCGUCGAUCAAUGAUUACUACACCGUACAUUACUUGUGAUGAGCGGCCUCUUUUAGAUUAUGACAUGUUUCCCGUCUUGUCUGGUCCUUCCAUUGCCGCCAUUUCGGUUGUGUUUGAUCAUGCCGAGGAUGAAGAGGUUAUGCAAUUAUGUAUCGACGGCUUCCUUGCAGCAGCCAAAAUAUCUGCUAGUCAUCGCCUGGAGGAUGUGGUGGAUGAUCUUGUAGUUUCUCUCUGCAAGUUCACAACUUUACUUAAUCCUUUUUCUUCUGAUGAGGAACCUGUUAUCGCAUUUGGGGAUGAUAAGAAAGCGCGGAUGGCAACUGUUGCAGUGUUCGAUAUUGCCAAUAAAUAUGGGGAUUUUAUCAGGACAGGUUGGCGAAACAUUUUAGACUGCAUUUUGCGGCUGCAGAAAUUGGGGCUCUUGCCUGCUCGAGUUGCUAACGAAUCAGUAGAGGACACUGAUGCUCGAGGCGACUCCACAUCAAGCAAACUUGCUGGAUCCUCGUCGACAGUGGCUCCAAUGCCUGAUCUUAUUCGUCAUCGACGUCGCAACACCGGCUUAAUGUCGAGGUUCAGUCAGUUGCUCUCGUUGGAGUCUGAUGAACCACCCUCAGCCCCUACUGAAGAAGAGCUGGCUGCUCAGCAGCGCGCACUACAAUGCGUUGAAUCUUGUCGCAUAGACCAGAUAUUUACUGACAGCAAGUUUUUGCAAGCUGAGUCACUGUUACAAUUAGCGAGAGCGUUUGUAUGGGCCGCUGGGAGGCCUCACAGGAGUGGAAGUUCUACAGAGGAUGAGGAUACAGCAGUCUUUUGCUUAGAACUCCUUAUUACUGUCACCCUCAAUAAUCGAGACCGCAUCAUGCUUCUGUGGCAAGGGGUUUAUGAACAUAUGGCCGGCAUUAUUCAGACGUCAGUCUUCCCGGGUUUAUUGGUUGAGAAGGCUGUUUUUGGGUUACUUGGAGUAUGUCAGCGUCUACUGCCUUAUAAGGAAGAUUUGGCGGAAGAGCUCCUCAGAUCAUUGCAGCUCAUUUUGAAGCUUGAUGCUCGGGUUGCAGACGCAUUUUGUGAACGAAUCACCCAGGAAGUAAUGGUCUUAGUACGGGCAAAUGCAGCACAUAUCAAGUCAACUAUAGGCUGGCGAACUGUAACAUCCCUUCUGUCCAUAACAGCUCGGCACCCAGAAGCCUCUGAGCCAGGAUUUGAGGCUCUUACGUAUGUUAUGCAGGACGGGGCUCAUUUGUCUCCUGCAAAUUAUGUUCUCUGUGUAGAUGCAGCACGUGCAUUUGCAGAGGCCCGUGUUGGAGGACCAGGUCGGUCAGUGCGCGCGUUGGAUCUGCUCUCAGAUUCAGUGGGUUGCCUUACCACGUGGUCUAAAGUUCACUCCGAGAGUGCUGAUGCUUCAAGUGGUGAAAAUGUUGAAGAACCUUCCAGAUAUACUCAGGAGUUAACGGAGAUGUGGUUGCGUUUGGCGCAAGGGUUGAGGAAAUUAUGCUUAGAACAGAGGGAAGAAGUGCGAAAUCAUGCCAUCCUUUGUCUACAGGGCUGUCUUUCUGCAGCAGAGAUUCUCAAUUUGACUCCAGUAUUGUGGGCUCAAUCUUUUAAGCAGGUAGUGUUGAAUCUACUGGAUGAGUUACUGGAGCUUGCUGUCAGGCACUCAAAGGAAUAUAAAGGCAUGGAGGACACACUCGUCUUAUCAAUCAAGUUCCUUUCGAAGUCUUACUUACAGUUCCUUCCCCAGCUUGUUAACUUACCUUCUUUCGAAUCAUCGUGGUUUCAAGUUUUGAACCAUAUGGAGAUAUUCAUUAAGACAAAAUUUCGCGGCAAACGUAGUGAAAAGUUGCAGGAGCUUAUACCUGAGCUGCUUCGAAAUAUUUUGCAGGUAAUGCAUUCUCAAGGAAUCCUGGUGCAGCCAACUUCACCAAGCCAGGAUAGUAUGUGGGAUUUGACCUGGAAACAUGUAGGUAGCAUAGUUCCUACUUUGAAACCAGAUAUAUUAAAGGAAAAUAGACCAGAAGUAAAGGAUGGAGAGUCUGCAGUAUCGCAAGAACAAACGCCUUCUGCAUCAAUUCCGUGUGAUGUGGAGUCUGAAUAUACGAUUGUUGAGAAGGUGGACAGCGUUAGCACGGGAGAUCAAGGAUGAUCGUGAGAAUCUUUCACUCAUCUUGGUGUAUUUUUGUCAUGAUGUCGUGGUUUGAUCUGUAUUGUUCAAUUUUGGGAUUGCCGAUAUGAAUGUCGGCUCAAUUGAAUUGUUAGUUUUCUGAAGAUGGCUUUCUACGCUAUCGUCAAUUCCUUCUGAUCUUAUUCGUAGAGGAUUAUGAAGAGAAGAUAAUUUGAGUUUAGAUUGGAAUCCUGGUAUUGAUUGCUCAACGGCUUCGCUUUGCAUCUGCGGUUCCAAAUAUUCUUUAGGGUCUUUCCAAGUUGUGCAUGCACACUAACCACUCUUAUCACAUGAAGGACUGCACUGCAGUGCGAAUGAGGGCUUGAACCGAGAACUUUUGUAGUUGUACAUUUGCCUCUAAAGGAAUCCCCAUUCACAAGCUGAAGAUUUUUACUUUUCUAAUUUCUUUUCCUUGUUUCACUUGAGAAUAACCCCAUCAUUUCGCCUCCGUUUAGCAGUCUUCUGCAGCUUUAUUAGAAGUUUUAUAUUUCAAUUUGUUUCUGAAAACUGGAGUCAAAUCUAUUGGUGAACCUCGUGUUAUUUUCAUCAUCGCCAAUUUUUUCAGAAUUGAUCUUUCCAAUUAUUGGUCGUUAAAAAUUCCUUCA